Molecule: messenger RNA, 7418 nt
Organism: Dromiciops gliroides (monito del monte)
Lineage: Eukaryota; Metazoa; Chordata; Mammalia; Microbiotheria; Microbiotheriidae
Gene: JAK2
Product: Janus kinase 2
Exons: 25
Coding region: 516-3908 (1130 amino acids)
Biological process (GO): cell differentiation; peptidyl-tyrosine phosphorylation; intracellular signal transduction
Cellular component (GO): membrane; cytoskeleton; cytosol
Molecular function (GO): ATP binding; non-membrane spanning protein tyrosine kinase activity; cytokine receptor binding
Source: RefSeq, a predicted model, not a curated record
CCCUCCCCUCCGCCCGGCCUCCUCCGCUCCGGAGCCAGGUUCGGCCAGCCCGGGAGCGGAGACCCGAGCUGGGAACAGGCCUGGGGGAGGCGGGGUGGACGGCGCUGGGCUUGCAGCUGCUGUCUCCGGAGCGGGACGGAACCUGUGCUUUCUUUCCCCUGCAAGUCUGGGGAUGUGACCGGGGCAGGCUGAGAGAGAGAGUCGGAGGCGCACCCCGCCACAGCCGUCCCAGCCCCGGACCCCCCCCUGCCAAGCCCCCGAGGGGGGGAGGGGUCGGCCCACCCCUCCCCUCCCUUCCCUCGGCUCCUCUCCCCUAGGUCCUUCCUGUCCCUCUCCCUUUCUCGAGGCCGAGGACCAAGUGACAGGAAAACCGACGGAAACGGGCAGCCAGCUGGAGCCACCGGGUUUCAGAAGUAGAGAGAAAGAGAUGUGACCUGUUGCUCUUGGGCAGAAGAGGCCCUUCCCUCUUUUUUUACACCAGACGGCAAAUGCACUAAAGACAAUUCAGCACUGGAAUGGCUUGCCUCACCAUGACAGAAAUGGAGGGAUCUGCCACAUCUUCUACCCACCAAAAUGGAGAUAUUCCUGGGAAUGAUGAUACUUUGAAGCAGAUAGAGCCAGUUCUUCAGGUCUAUCUUUAUCACUCCCUUGGGAAGACUGAAGGAGAUUAUUUACAGUUUCCAGUUGGGGAAUAUAUUGCUGAGGAAAUUUGUAUUGCUGCUUGUAAAGCUUGUGGUAUCACACCUGUCUAUCAUAAUAUGUUUGCUUUAAUGAGUGAAACUGAGAGGAUCUGGUAUCCUCCCAACCAUGUCUUCCAUGUAGAUGAGGCAACCAGGUACAAUGUACUCUACCGAAUAAGGUUUUACUUUCCUCAUUGGUAUUGUAAUGGAAGUAAUAGAACAUAUCGGUAUGGAAUAUCUCGAGGUUCAGAGGCCCCUCUUCUUGAUGACUUUGUCAUGUCUUACCUUUUUGCUCAGUGGCGGGAUGAUUUUGUUCAUGGAUGGAUCAAAGUACCUGUGACUCAUGAAACUCAGGAAGAAUGUCUUGGGAUGGCUGUCCUAGAUAUAAUGAGAAUAGCUAAAGAAAAGGAUCAGACCCCACUGGCAGUCUAUAACUCUACCAGCUACAAGACCUUCUUACCAAAAUGUGUUCGAGCAAAAAUCCAAGAUUAUCAUAUUUUGACCCGAAAGCGAAUAAGGUACAGAUUCCGCAGAUUUAUUCAGCAGUUCAGCCAAUGCAAAGCUACUGCCAGAAACUUGAAACUUAAAUAUCUUAUAAAUCUGGAAACUCUUCAGUCUGCCUUCUACUCAGAGCAAUUUGAAGUAAAAGAACCUGGCAGAGGUCCUUCAGGUGAGGAGAUUUUUGCAACCAUUAUAAUAACUGGAAACGGUGGAAUUCAGUGGUCACGAGGGAAACAUAAAGACAGUGAGAUCCUGACAGAACAGGAUUUACAGAUGUACUGUGACUUUCCUGAUAUUAUUGAUGUCAGCAUUAAGCAAGCAAACCAAGAAGGUUCAAAUGAGAAUAGAGUGGUGACUAUCCAUAAGCAAGACAGCAAGAAUUUGGAAAUUGAAUUUCCCACAUUGAGAGAAGCUCUGUCUUUUGUAGCAUUAAUUGAUGGAUACUAUAGAUUAACUGCAGAUGCACACCAUUACCUCUGUAAAGAAGUAGCACCCCCAACAGUCCUUGAAAAUAUCCAAAGCAACUGUCAUGGCCCAAUUUCGAUGGAUUUUGCCAUAAGUAAACUGAAGAAAGCAGGUAAUCAGACUGGCCUCUAUGUCCUUCGAUGUAGCCCUAAGGACUUUAAUACAUAUUUCCUCACUUUUGCUGUUGAGCGGGAAAAUGUCACUGAUUAUAAGCACUGUUUGAUUACAAAAAAUGAGAAUGGGGAGUUCAACCUCAGUGGAACCAAGAAGAACUUUACUAACCUUAAGGACCUCUUGAAUUGCUAUCAAAUGGAAACUGUCCGAUCAGAUAGUAUCAUUUUCCAGUUUACGAAGUGUUGCCCCCCAAAGCCCAAAGAUAAAUCGAAUCUUCUAGUCUUCAGGAGUAAUGGUAUUUCUGAUGUUCCCACAUCACCAACAUUACAGAGGCCCAAAAAUGUGAACCAAAUGGUGUUUCAUAAAAUCAGAAAUGAAGAUUUAAUAUUUAAUGAAAGCCUUGGGCAAGGCACUUUUACCAAGAUUUUUAAAGGUGUAAGAAGAGAAAUAGGAGACUAUGGCCAGCUCCAUGAAACAGAAGUCCUUUUAAAAGUUCUGGAUAAAGCACAUAGAAAUUAUUCAGAGUCUUUUUUUGAAGCAGCAAGCAUGAUGAGCCAGCUUUCUUACAAGCAUCUGGUUUUAAAUUAUGGAGUCUGUGUCUGUGGAGAAGAGAAUAUUCUAGUUCAAGAAUUUGUGAAAUUUGGAUCAUUGGACACAUAUCUGAAAAAGAACAAAAAUUCUAUAAACAUAUUAUGGAAGCUUGAGGUGGCAAAACAGUUGGCAUGGGCCAUGCAUUUUCUUGAAGAAAAAAGCCUCACCCAUGGUAAUGUGUGUACUAAGAACAUUUUACUAAUCAGAGAAGAGGACAGAAAGACAGGAAAUCCUCCUUUCAUCAAGCUCAGUGAUCCUGGCAUUAGUAUUACAGUUUUGCCAAAAGACAUUCUUCAGGAGAGGAUACCAUGGGUUCCACCUGAAUGCAUUGACAAUCCUAAGAACCUAAGUUUGGCAGCAGAUAAGUGGAGUUUUGGUACUACUUUGUGGGAAAUUUGCAGUGGAGGAGACAAACCUCUGAGUGCAUUAGAUUCUCAAAGAAAACUGCAGUUCUAUGAAGAUAGACACCAGCUCCCUGCACCAAAGUGGACGGAGUUAGCAAAUCUUAUAAAUAAUUGUAUGGAUUAUGAGCCAGACUUCAGACCUUCUUUCCGGGCCAUCAUACGAGACCUUAACAGCUUAUUCACUCCAGACUAUGAACUUUUAACAGAAAAUGACAUGUUGCCAAAUAUAAGAAUGGGUGCCCUAGGAUUUUCUGUUGCUUUUGAAGACAGAGAUCCCACACAGUUUGAAGAGAGACACCUUAAAUUCCUACAGCAACUUGGCAAGGGCAAUUUUGGGAGCGUGGAAAUGUGCCGAUAUGACCCUCUACAAGACAACACUGGUGAAGUGGUGGCUGUGAAAAAGUUGCAGCACAGUACUGAGGAGCACCUGAGAGACUUUGAAAGAGAAAUUGAAAUUCUUAAAUCUUUGCAACAUGACAACAUUGUCAAAUACAAGGGAGUGUGCUAUAGUGCUGGCCGUCGUAACCUGAGAUUAAUUAUGGAAUAUUUACCUUAUGGAAGUUUACGUGACUAUCUCCAGAAACAUAAGGAAAGGCUGGAUCAUAAGAAACUUCUACAGUAUACGUCUCAGAUCUGCAAGGGAAUGGAGUAUCUUGGUACAAAAAGAUAUAUCCAUAGGGAUCUGGCCACAAGAAAUAUUUUAGUGGAAAAUGAGAAUAGAGUUAAAAUUGGAGAUUUUGGAUUAACGAAAGUCCUGCCACAAGACAAAGAAUAUUACAAAGUGAAAGAGCCUGGUGAAAGCCCCAUAUUCUGGUAUGCUCCAGAAUCACUCACGGAGAGCAAGUUUUCUGUAGCCUCAGAUGUGUGGAGCUUUGGAGUAGUUCUGUAUGAACUUUUCACAUAUAUUGAGAAAAGCAAAAGCCCCCCAGCGGAAUUUAUGCGUAUGAUUGGUAAUGACAAACAGGGGCAGAUGAUUGUAUUCCAUCUAAUAGAACUUUUGAAGAAUAAUGGAAGGUUGCCAAGACCAGAUGGAUGUCCUGACGAGAUUUAUUCUAUCAUGACCGAGUGUUGGAACAAUAAUGUAAGCUUACGCCCUGCCUUCAGGGACCUUGCUCUUCGAGUGGAUCAGAUAAGAGAUGACAUGGGCGGAUGAAAAAAAUGGAACUUCAUUUUAAUGAUACAGAACUAAACUUUGUUCAGGACAGUUCUCACACAGGUUGUGGUGGUGAACAGAACAGAAAUGCAAAUAUCUCUUCAGAACUUGCAGAUGCAAAUCUCAUCAAAACUUGCAGAAUCCAUCAAAUGUUUGUUUUCUUCAUGAGGAUAUAUUUGCUCCCAUGAGAACAUGCCAAUGAAACCCAUUAAUAAGAAAUUUUUUUCUAUCAAGAUGGUGGAAGUAUUCCUGUGUGUGGUCAGUCAGUAUCACCAUCAUUUGCCUUACUUGGCAAAGCAAAAAAAGGAAAAAAACUUCUUUUUUGACUCAGUUAAAUUUUUGAGAGGUGAAAACAUUUAAUGCUCUUUUUUUUUUGUGCAAAGUUAAAAAUGCAGAGAAUAUAUUUGUACAGUCUUUUUCACAUUGAAUGUAUAAAGAACUUGGCCUCUUGUGUAGUGUUUUGCACAAAGGUUUACAGUCAUUGGUAUUGUUUUCUAAUUUUUCCAGUGUUGAUCCACACAUAUUAGCUUCAUGAACAUUAGAAACAAGAUAAGAUGUUUAGACUUCUUAAUAAGCAACUUUCUGUGUGCCUAUUCUGCUCUGUCUUUGGCCAGCAUUAUAAAUAGGUGUACACUUUUAGCAUGUUGUAUCGUGUACUGUAAAUAUUUUUCAAAACAAAGGGAACAAACAUAUAGUUUUACUUGUACAGGAUAACCCCAGGCCCAUAACACCCCCUUUAAGAAUACAUUUUGAAAUGGAACAAGCAUACAAAAAUAUAGCACAAUAUAUUUUCCUACUUGGUUUUCUUGUAGCAGUUGUGGUGGAAGCAUUAAUUAAGUAAAAUUCCCUUUACAUAUAUUUUUUUGGUAAGAUAUGAACAAACAAAGUGUACUUGAAGCUUCUUCACACUGAAUAGUAGUCUUAUUUUAAGACUUUUUUGAGAAUAAGAAUAUUAACAAUAUUUUCAUUCCCUGAAUUAUUGUGUUCCUUCAAUUGAAUAUGUUCUCUCACUCCUUGAAACCAUAACACACUUAAAUUGAAUGAGUGACAGAAACAAAGACAUAAGUCGCUUUUGAUCCUUUAACUUCAUAAACCUACUUAUAGGUUGUGGGAUGGGUUAGGAAGAUAACUGAGAAAAGUUCAAUUCUUAGUCAACCUUUUAUUUCCUAAAUAUAUUCAUAUUUCCUGAAGAAUAUAUUUAAGAGGUAGCAAAAUUUCUUUUCCAGAGUCCAAGAUGAUUUCCUAUCUGUUAGAGAUUUUGUCUUAAACAACUUGAGAUCAAAUUGAAAAUUGUGAAAGCAGGUGAUUUCAAUUCUUAAUUUUUAAAGUAACAAUACAGAAUUUAAGGAACAUUAGGAAUAUGCAUUUUUAUUAUAAUACAUUUAAUAUGACACAUCUCAAAAUAUAGUUCAUAUAUCUUACUCUACUUAAGAGUAUUGUGGGUUAGAUGAAAUUUUUGGUGUCACUGCAUUCUAUAGAGAUUACAUUUUUAAUAUUUUGGGCUUAUUUGCACAAAGUUUAAAGCACGUAUCUUGCCUCAAAGUAAUAGCACAUUCUUAGUAGAACAAGUUGUCUUUAAAAAAAAACAACACAACUACAUGCCUUUCUUCAAAAUAAGUCCCACUGUCAUUUUCUAAAUACUGCUUUGGAGCUGACUUAAGUCAGAAACUUAUAUGGUGUUUAAAAAAACCAACAACUUCAUUUAUAGAGGGAUUAGCCUAUACAGAUUUUUUUUUCCUACUUGUUUUAUUUUAUUUUUUUAAUUAUACAAUACCAUCAUAGCUUCAAAAAUGUUUUAGCUAGACUAUUGAAUACAGAAGUAAUAUAAAAGGACAGAUUACAUUUGUAAUAAGAUUUAUAGUGUAUAUUUUAGAGAAAGCCAAAUAUAAUUUCUGUUUAUUUAAAAAAAAACAACCUCAGGGAUGUCUGUAUUAUAAUGCAAUUAUGAGAUCUUCCAUACUGCUAGUUUUCAAAUGAAAGGUAAGCCCUUGUUUGUUUGAAUACAGUAUGCUUGUUUUUGUACUGGGUACUAAAAUUCAAGUUACUAAAGGAUGUUAUGAUUCUUGGAGUGCUAUAACAUUUUAUUUUAUGUUUUUGUUUGUUUUUUAAGGGUACUAGAUAGUUUUUUUUUAACUUUUAUAAUGUUUAAAUUUUACGUAUAUUAGGUAAAGGAGUGCAAUAUUGGCAAGCAAACAUCAUUGUACUAGAGACAAACAAUUAACCAACCUACUGAAAAACUCCAGGUUGUUUUUUUAUUGAAGGUUUGUAUCGUGAUGAUUUAUUUUUAAUUCCAACCAUGCAUCAAAAUUGCAAUUUUCCAAAACAUUUUAACUAUUCAGUGAUUUUACAUUAGAAACAGGUAAAUGACCGCUGCCCUCAAAUGAAGGCGCAUCAGAAGUAAGGUUAAAUGUCUUGUUAAAAUUUUUAACAAUUCUGUAAAUACUCCAUUGUACAUCUUUACUUUUUACAGUCUUUGCAUUAAUGAAGAAACAAAUUUCUUUCCUUCAGUUGCCGUUUGCUUUGGGAAAGUCACUUUUUCCAUGUUAUUGUGUAUGCUACUAAAAGUGCUAUGAUUUGCUGUGGAAAAGUGUGCUUUCUCUUCAUAUACAUAACCAGCUGCUAUGAAGUUACAUGGAACUUUUAUCACAGCUACAGGUUUUCUAAUGCUCCAAAUUUAUUUAAACAGUCACACAAAACGUUAUAACUGCACAUUUGUGUUUCCCCCCCAUAAAGUAUCAUUUUGAGAUUUUUUUAUUAAUUGGUGCAAUUUGUUUUCUCAAAAAUUAAUCUUCCACACAUUCCCCAAAGUUGUAACCAUCAUUCAUGUAGUAAGUGAUGUAGAUGCGAGUUUCCACUGCAUGGAAGUGGGGAGACUCACUCAUUUAUUUAGGUAUUGGCAAAUCAUAGUCAUUAAUAAGAGAAACUCACCUGUUGGUUUAGGUAUAGAUAGUUCAUAAUAGCUAUUAAAUGCUUCUGUGGCUCUCUGACACCAAUCGCUGUACUAUCCCUCUUGAGCAUUGCUGUACCCAACCUACUCCAAACUAUUAAAAUGAUUUUUUUUUAAUGAAGGCUUCCUCUAGUUUUUCAGGCUAGGUUUAUAAAAUUACCCUUAAUUCAUUGUGUGGAAUAUCCUUUGCCAAAUAAAUAUGUUUAAGUAUGUAUGAUAAAUAUGAAAAAACAGGUGUUAAGUUUUUUUGUUUGCUUGUUUUUUGUUUUUUAUUGAGGCAGUUGGGGUUAAGUGACUUGCCCAGGGUCACACAGCUAAAGUGUCAAGUGUCUGAGGCUGAAUUUGAACUCAAGUACUUCUGACUCCAGGGCUGAUGCCACCUAGCUGCCUCCCAUCUAUUUAUUUUAAAUGAGAGCGAUGAAUUAGGGAUUCUAAAACAGAGUAACUUGACCUGAAGCCUACAAGUAAAUCUCAGAGAAUUCAUAGCUUGUAUGGGGGAAAAAAAUUAACUCUAUUUUCACUCUAACUGAAAAUUUACCAUUCCUUUCCAUUGUGAUUUUAUA